CGAUACCACUCAUUUCUCACCUGACCCGAUAAGAAUGUCUGAAUAUUUGCCUUCAGUUCAAAAAAUAUAGAGUUAGCUUAGUUCUCACCCAAUGAAACACAAAAUGAAUGCUCCCAAAUUAGUUUUGAUUUCAUCUUUAUUAUUUAUUCUCGCUCAAGGAGUAUCCUCACAGUUGGAAUGCCAUUCCUGUCAAGGAGGCUACAAGACCUCUUGCGGAACCGCUAAUGCUCUAGGUACCACGGAACUAUGUGAAGGAGCUGAUGCCCAAUGUUACGAAGCGAUAAAAUAUUUCCAAAGAGGUGCUAUCAAAUAUGUGGAGAGAAGAUGUUGGGUUCCAGAUAAAAAGUCCAAAACAAAAGAUUAUUGUUCAUCGUUCAACAAUCCAAAUGGUCAACUCAUAUACUGUAAAACUUGUAGAACUAACAGUUGUAACACUCAUCCUUAUGGAACUUGUGGUUUGAAGGAUUCUCGGCCAUCACCUUCGAAUUUUACUGAUUUUCAUUAUGUUGGCUCCCAGAAAGAAUGACAAACUGUAUGAAUAUGCACAAUAAAAUAAAUAUUCAAUAAUGUGA
Molecule: messenger RNA, 572 nt
Organism: Harmonia axyridis
Lineage: Eukaryota; Metazoa; Arthropoda; Insecta; Coleoptera; Coccinellidae
Exons: 3
Coding region: 92-526 (144 amino acids)
Biological process (GO): positive regulation of voltage-gated potassium channel activity; regulation of synaptic transmission, cholinergic; sleep
Source: RefSeq, a predicted model, not a curated record